Numida meleagris (helmeted guineafowl) is the source of this 960-nucleotide messenger RNA. It is a transcript of the gene IFI30, whose product is annotated as IFI30, lysosomal thiol reductase. Gene Ontology annotation, molecular function: oxidoreductase activity, acting on a sulfur group of donors, disulfide as acceptor. Lineage: Eukaryota; Metazoa; Chordata; Aves; Galliformes; Numididae. The record is from RefSeq and is a predicted model, not a curated record. Gene Ontology annotation, cellular component: lysosome. The transcript is spliced from 7 exons. The coding region runs from base 104 to 874 and encodes 256 amino acids.
GGUUGCGCCAGGCAGGAAGGGUGUGUGGAGGCGGGUGCUGCCGGGCUUUAAAAGCCCCAGCUGGGACAGGCUCGCCUUUGCUCUCGGCCACCUUGCCGUCCCCAUGGCCCCUGCCGUGCCGCUGGCUCUGCUGGCCCUGCUGGCCAGGGGGCUGGGGCUGGGACUGGCCCUGCCCAGCUGUGACUACCCGACCCACCUCUGGUGCAGCUCACGGGAGAUCACCGUUGCUUGCCAGGCGGAGAGCCACUGUGCCAACAUCUCGCGCCCGACAGCCGCUCCCGUGCAGCUGAGCCUGUACUACGAGAGCCUGUGCCCGGCGUGCCGGAGCUUCCUGGUGCAGCAGCUCUUCACCACCUGGCUGCUGCUGCCCUCCGGGGUCCUGAACAUCACCUUGGUGCCGUAUGGCAACGCACAGGAGGAGAAGGUCUCUGGGAAGUGGCAGUUCCAGUGCCAGCACGGCUCGGAGGAGUGUUUGGGCAACAUGCUGCAAGCCUGCCUGAUGCACGAGGCCCAGGACUUCACCACCUACUUCCCGGUCAUCUUCUGCAUGGAGUCGGGCACCUCGGCCACCAAGAACCUGAAGGCUUGCCUGCAGGUGUACGCCCCGGAUCUGGACGCGGGCCGCAUCACCGCCUGCGUGCAGGGGGACCUGGGGGCCAACCUGAUGCACCUCAACGCCCAGCUGACGGAUGCUCUCGACCCGCCGCAUGAAUACGUCCCCUGGGUCGUCAUCAAUGGGAAGCACACGGAUGAGCUGCAGGAGCAGGCCCAGAGCUCGCUGCUGAGGCUGGUGUGCCAGCUGUACCAGGGGGACAAGCCCGAAGCUUGCAAGGACACGGCGGGCUCGAAGCCCAGGGCUGUCUGUAGGCGCUGAGGUCUGGUCAGCAGAGGAUGCAGGCGGCAGGGAGCACCGCGCUGCGAGCGAGGAAUAAAGAGAAUCGUUGUGUGCGGAAACAAAAA